AUGGCAUGUGGUGUGUAGCCAGGCUAGGAGGACGUAUGAGGAAAGUGUUAUGGCUGUGAUGCUGUGUCUGUGUGGCCUGGUUAUGGCUGUGAUGCUGUGUCUGUGUGGCCUGGUUAUGGCUGUGAUGCUGUGUCUGUGUGGCCUGGUUAUGGCUGUGAUGCUGUGUCUGUGUGGCCUGGUUAUGGCUGUGAUGCUGUGUCUGUGUGGCCUGGUUAUGGCUGUGAUGCUGUGUCUGUGUGGCCUGGUUAUGGCUGUGAUGCUGUGUCUGUGUGGCCUGGUUAUGGCUGUGAUGCUGUGUCUGUGUGGCCUGGUUAUGGCUGUGAUGCUGUGUCUGUGUGGCCUGGUUAUGGCUGUGAUGCUGUGUCUGUGUGGCCUGGUUAUGGCUGUGAUGCUGUGUCUGUGUGGCCUGGUUAUGGCUGUGAUGCUGUGUCUGUGUGGCCUUGUUAUGGCUGUGAUGUGGUGGUGUUAAAUAAAGACAGUAUGGCUCCUCUCCUGUGAGAUCAGUGUCAGAUUUAGCCAGCAGGUCUCUUGUGGUGUCUGGGAGGGUCUGUUUUCUGACUCUGUGAUGUCUAAGGCUCCACGUCUUCCUGGAGCUGCAAACCUCAGGGUAGAAAUAGUACCAGACAGAAAGCUUUUGUUGGGAAAACAACAGCAAUGGCAGUAAUUACAGACUCCGGUUUCGCCACUCCUCGCAUCUUAGAAAACCACAAGCAGGUGAAGGGGUCGAGUCAUCGAGUCAUCGUGGGGUCAGCUAGAGGUCUGGGUUAAAUGCCCCUGAGCAUUAACCUCAAUGUCUGCUGCUUCUGAUUGCGUGCGUGUGUGUGUGUGUGUGUGUGUGUGUGUGUGUGUGUGUGUGUGUGUGUGUGUGUGUGUGUGUGUGUGUGUGUGUGUGUGUGUGUGCGCGCCUGCGUGCGCCUGCGUGUGUGUGGUUAGACACUUAGAGAGGAAACAGAUAUGUGUGAGUCAGGGAGGGAGACAUGAGAUGCGUGUCCAGACAACCACAGUUAUGCCCUAUGCACUUGGGCCUUGUGAUAACACAACUGCUUUAUGAUUAUAGCUUUAUGGGCCAGAGGCACAGCUAGAAAUGACAAGGUUGUGUGGCGUGUUUUAGUCUGAGUGCCAUCGUACGGUAGACUGAGGCAGGCAGUGCAGUGUGAGACCUGACUGACAACUACUUCCUCCCCCUCAGUGGAGGCUGGUGACGGGAGGACGGCUCAUAAUAAUGUCUGGAACGGAGCGAAUGGAAUGGAUUCAAACACAUGUUUGAUAUAUUUGAUACCAUUCCACUGAUUCCGCUCCAGUCACUACUACGAGCCCGUCCUCCCCAAUUAAGGUGCUACCAACCUCCUGUGCUCCCCCUUGUGUUACACUUGAAUUUAGUGGAUUCUGCUAUUUCAGCCACUCCCGUUGCUGACAGGUGUAUAAAAUCGAGCAUACCGCCAUGCAAUCUCCAUAGACAAACAUUGGCAAUAAAAUGGCCUUACUGAAGAGCUCAGUGACUUUCAGUAACUGCCCUGGUCAACUGUAAGUUGUGUUAUGUGAAAUGGAAACGUCUAGGAGCAACAACGGCUCAGCCUUGAAGUGGUAGGCCACACAAGCUCAGAGAACGAGACCGCCGAGUGCUGAAGCGCGUAAAGAUCGCCUGUCCUCGGUUGCAACACUCACUACUGAGUUCCAAACUUCCUCUGGAAGCAACGUCAGCACAAUAACUGUUUGUUGGGAGCUUUCUGAAAUGGGUCUCCGUGGCCGAGCAGCCACACAAGCCUAAGAUUGCCAAGCGUCGGCUGGAGUGGUGUAAAGUUCGCCGCCGUUGGACUUUGGAACAGUGGAAACGUGUUCUCUGGAGUGAUAAAUCACGCUUCACCAUCUGGCAGUCCGACGGACUAAUCUGGGUUUGGCUGAAUGGAAGCAAGUCCCCGCAGCAAUGUUCCAACAUCUAGUGGAAAGCCUUACCAGAAGAGUGGAGGCUGUUACAGCAGCAAAGGGGGCACCAAAUCCAUAUAAUACCCAUGAUUUUGGAAUUAGAUGUUUAAUGAGCAGGUGUCCACAAACUUUUGAUCAUGUUCAUGUAGUGUAUUUUCCAUUCAUACCUAUGUAGUAUAUACUUUUAUGAUACAUCCCCUGUAUAUUUAAGGAAUAAGGCCAGAGGAGGUGUGGUAUAUGGCCAAUAUACCACGGCUAAGGGCUAUUCUUAUGCAUGACACAACACGGAGGUAAACAUAUCGUCAUCCUGACACAGACCUCUCACACUGCCUAGGUAAACAUAUCGUCAUCCUGACACAGACCUCUCACACUGCCUAGGUAAACAUAUCAUCAUCCUGACACAGACCUCUCACACUGCCUAGGUAAACAUAUCAUCAUCCUGACACAGACCUCUCACACUGCCUAGGUAAACAUAUCGUCAUCCUGACACAGACCUCUCACACUGCCUAGGUAAACAUAUCGUCAUCCUGACCACAGACCUCUCACACUGCCUAGGUAAACAUAUCAUCAUCUGCACACAGACCUCACACAGACGCUCUCACAACUCCUGGUAAACAUCGUCAUCCUGACCCAAGACCUCUCACACUGCCUAGGAAACAUAUCAUCAUCCUGACACGACCUCUCACACUGCCUAGGUAAACAUAUCAUCAUCCUGACACAGCAGACCUCUCACACUGCCUAGGUAAACAAAAUAUCAUCAUCUUACACAGACCUCUCACACUGCCUAGGUACACCUAUGUCUCCUGACACAGACUCUCACAACUGCCUAGGUAAACAUAUCCUCAUUCUAACGCAGACCUCUCACACUGCCUAGGUAAACAAUUCCUCAUCCUAAACGCAUGCAGACCUCCUCACACUGCCUAGGUAAACAUAUCCUCAUCCUAACGCAGACCUCUCACACUGCCUAGGUAAACAUAUCCUCAUCCUAACGCAGACCUCUCACACUGCCUAGGUAAACAUAUUAUCAUCCUAACGCAGACCUUUCACACUGCCUAGGUAAACAUAUCCUCAUCCUGACAAGUGCAGACCUGAGGGCAAGGGCUAGAUUACUCCAUCUCACCACAGGAGCCAGGGUCCCAGAGCUGCACACAACCUGUUUCAACACUGCCUCUUCCUGGAUCAAUGUCACAUGGCCAAACAUGCCGCUAUGUGUGGCCCCUUUGCUCAGUGAGAAAGAGAGAGAGAAAGAAAAGGGGAGAGAGAGAGAGAGAGACAAGGAGAGAGAGAGAGAUAGAGAGAGAGAGAGAGAGAGAGAGAGAGAGAGAGAGAGAGAGAGAGACAAGGAGAGAGACGUUAUGUUAGGUAGUCCCUCCUAACAGUACCAUCAUCUUGCUCAGCAGGAAACUUUGCGUGACUCUACGAUCCGUGCCGAGGUGUAGCAGCACUGGCAAAACAUUUUACUCUAGUUGUCCAUCAGUUUCCAGCGCCAUUACUCUGCUCUUUAUAGUUCUCUCAGCCCUCUCUCCCACACAGAGCAGAGAGCAGCUCCACUGCACCUAAUGGUGCGGUGCGGUAUGGUGUAGCUCUGCUGGCUGCCAUCCAGACCAGCCUUGUUGUCUGCUACUCCCAGCCUAGACACACACAGAACAGAGCCUCCAGCUCUUAUAGACACAUCUACUGCUGCCCUCACACACUGGCAUAGGUCCACUAGCUGAUGUUGUAUGGAUGAGAGUAUUUGGACACAUGGAUGUUUUCUCUGGAAUACACCAUCAAGUUAGAUGAUGAACAGUAUCAAACACCUCUGAAGGGGAUGUUGUGUAAAGAGUGUUGGGUCAGUAACCGAAAGGAUGCUUGGUUCGAAUCCCCGGGCCGACUUGGUGAAUAAUCUGUUGAUGUGCCGUUGAGCAAGGCACUUAACCCUAAUUUCUCCUGUAAGUCGCUCUGGAUAAGAGUGUCUGCUAAAUGACGUGAAUGUAUGGAGGACUUGUACAGUAUAAGGAAGUCCACUCCAGUAGAUUCCUGUGGAUGUUGAUAAUGAAUGGUCUCUUUCUCUUUUCUAUAUAGUCUCACAGCCCAGUUCCAGUUCCAGCCAAGAAGUCCAAACUGGAGAAACUACACUCUCCAUCACCUGACAAAGAGAAGCAAUCUGAUUGGUUACAAUCUCUAUCAAAGUCAGCGAACAAGGUUAGUAGCUCAUGAUUUUCUUCAAGGUCAGGGGGAUCCUACAGAUGUAGGGUCUUAAUUUGAGCCAGUUUGCUGAAAAUAAUCCUGCAGCUACAGGAAAUGUGAAUUAUUAUGUGGAUUAUAAUUAACAUACAUUUUUGGUAGGGGUUGAUACAUUUUUCAUUAGGACAAAUCAAGUCUGACAUUUUGAAGUGGAAAUUACAAACUUUAGAAGCCUUUUUAAACCUUUAAUACACAACACGUUUGCAUUUCCUGCUGUGUAGGAAAGUUCUCAGCAACAAAAGAGUGAUCAAAUUAAGAUCCUACAUCUGUAUACAGAGUCCGUGUCUAAUUGAUUGUGUUACCUUACCUUAUACAGUUGUCAAUCGUCUUUUUACAAACCAGUCUGCCUUAUGAAAUAUGAUUUCACUGUACCUUUCCAGGGAUGUUUUUCAAAUUCCCCAUUUCACUGUAUUAUAUUGUAUGAAUUCUAUAUUUUUCAGGAUCUGAAACCGGUCCAGCUCAAACAGAGACUGUCAGCCUUCCGCCCGUGGUCCCCCAGAAGUCCAUCUGCUGAGAAGGAGAAGUCUACUAGUCACAAUAAGAGGUCAGUCAGAGACAGACAGUCAUGUUGUCAUAGUUUCACUCAUCCAUUUCACCACACCACACUAAAGGAGUGUUUGGCUGUAACAUUCCUAUGGGAUUAAUGUAAUGAUGGCCAAUAACUACAUUGUCCAUUGCUAUGAUCCCUUACUUCAUAUUGUUGAAAUACAGUAAAUAAGGUAACUUGCAUUUUCUUGUCAUAACAGAUUAGUCCACAAAAACGUAGACACGUCUGUAGUGCCGAAUGUGGCCCCAGCUCCAUUGGCCUACCAGAGAGAGGAGCAGGCCCCAGUGGGCCACAGCCAGGCUCCAGGCAGGGAAGACCAGCACAUCAGCUCCAGACCAGCACCACAGUGUGGAGACUCACAGCCUGGGCCCAGACCUGUCCACAUCAACACCAACACUAAUAACACAGCCAACGGUGUGGAGGACAUGGAGACUGACGGGGAGAUUGAGGUGGACAACUGUGAUGACUGUGAGUAUGACACACUGUUGUGCAGACAUUCUGUAGGAAAAAUAGGGCACCAUGACACAAACUACUCCAACUCUCAAGGACAGGCAACCUAACCCGAGCUAAUACGAUUGGAAGAAGGCUAUGGUUAGAUGGCCUGAUCCCUGUGAGAGACUACCAUCUAGUGGUUGGUCUGUGCAGCACUAGCACAGAGCACAGUCUCAACUCACUGUCACUGCUGUUCCAAUACUUUUUUAGGCUUCCCUCUAUUAAAGGCCUGGUGCAGUCAAAAAUUUGAUUUUCCUCUGUUUUAUAUAUAUUUCCACAAUAUGAAGUUGGAAUACUGUGAAAUUGUGAAAGUUAUGUUAAUACCAUUUUAGUGUAAGAGCUGUUUGAAAAGACCCGCCUGAAAUUUCAGCCUGUUUUGGUGGGAUGGAGUUUUGACCUGCCUGGUGACAUCACCAGGCAGUAAAUUAGUUAAUAGACCAAUAAGAAAGAGAGUUCCAAACCUCUCUGCCAAUAACAGCUAGUUUUCCCCUCCCCACUCAGACCACUCUGAGACAGCCCUAGCUAAAUUAUUGCUUGAGAAAUUGUUCUUUGCUAAGAAGCUAUCUUGUUUUCUUUUGACCAUGUUAAUUGAAUGCAAUCACAGUGAGAUACUUAAUUAUUACCCAGAAAUGAUUUGAUAUUGAGAUAAAAUGGCUGCAUUGGAUCUUUAACAUAAUGUUUUAUUUUUCUGUCUUUCAGACCCACCAUCGGUCCCCUCCUUGGCAUCUCCUCCCUCUGCCUGCUCCAGUGUGUCCCAGACCCUGACCACCCAGAGCACCGUGAGGCCCCUGGAGGGCCCAGUCCAGCUGUUAUUACCAGGGGCCCCGUCAUGCCCAGAGCUGGACACAUUGAGACAGACCCUGUAUGGAUGCCUGGACUCCAAGGAGGCCAGGGAGAAGUUCCUACAGGAGAUUGUUAAGAUGAGAGUGAAGCAGGAAGAGAAACUGGGGGUGGCGCUGCAGGCCAAACGCAGUCUUCAGCAGGUAAACCUCCCACUCAAGAUCCAAAAUGUCCGACCUUUGGCACAAAAAUGAAAACAGUUUAUUUAUUGGUAGAGACAUCAUCUUUAGGACACAACAGAAUAUAUAUUUUUUAAUUACCCCACAGGAGCUGGAGUUUGUGAGGAUGUCCAAGAAGGGGCGUCUUCGAGAGGCCAUCGAGGCCAAGCGCAACCUGAGGAAAGAGAUAGAGCACCUGCACAUGGAGUGGGACAGGAAGAUGAGGGAAGCUGAUGAGACCCGUGACCAUCUGAAAAGAGAGCUGGAGAGAGAGAUACAGAUACGAGUCUGCGACAAAGGCUGUGAGGCUGAACGCCUGCGAGCCAAGUACUCCACACAGGUGAGAAAGAACCAAGAUCCUAAUAAUAUAGCCUACAUACUUAGGAUAUCAUACAGAAAGAAUCACACACACACACACACACACACAUACAUAAUUAACUGUAGUUGAGUCAAUGUAUAUGCUCCCUGACUGAUGUGUAUGUUCCUUUCCAGAUUGAGGAGCUGCAGGUUCAGCUGCAGCAGGCAGAGGCGGACCGGGAGCAGCUGAGAGAGGAGCUGCAGCAGGAGAGGGAGGCGCGGCAGAGCCUGGAGAGGGUGGUCAAGGACUUGCAGGCUCAGCUGGGAGGCCCACAGGACACCCCCAUGACCCCCCAACACACUAACACAGAGACAUACAGACAGACAUAA
Molecule: messenger RNA, 6873 nt
Organism: Coregonus sp. 'balchen'
Lineage: Eukaryota; Metazoa; Chordata; Actinopteri; Salmoniformes; Salmonidae
Source: the annotation of a GenBank genome assembly